Molecule: messenger RNA, 1997 nt
Organism: Mercurialis annua (annual mercury)
Lineage: Eukaryota; Viridiplantae; Streptophyta; Magnoliopsida; Malpighiales; Euphorbiaceae
Product: eukaryotic translation initiation factor 5
Exons: 2
Coding region: 494-1846 (450 amino acids)
Biological process (GO): formation of translation preinitiation complex; formation of cytoplasmic translation initiation complex; translational initiation
Cellular component (GO): cytosol
Molecular function (GO): eukaryotic initiation factor eIF2 binding; GDP-dissociation inhibitor activity; translation initiation factor activity
Source: RefSeq, a predicted model, not a curated record
CCAAUUGUGUGGGGUUCGAUAGUAUAAAAACGGAGCUUUGGUAUCCAUAACUUCCCCAAUCUCUCACGCGCACCGUACGCUGAAUUCUCUCCUCCUACCACCUCCCUUGUUUCUCAUCCUCUCCAUUCUUAGGGUAUUUGGAAGUUCUUUCUGCGUUGUCAGCAGUUCAUCAAAGUGGAGCUUGUCAAGUUUGAGCCUUUUUUUAUGUCUGAACGGGCCUCUCUAUUUUUGUCAUCAAUUGGAUUACUUGGAGAGUACUGUCCUACGUCUAAAAAAAAGAACAGAGAUUCCUCAUUUAAGGUUGCCUGUAUGCAUAUUGGACUAUUUGACUGUCAUACUGAAGAUUAUAUAGGUUGCCAGUUUAUGCGGCCUAUUUCAUCCGCAAGGAAUUUAUCUUCUGAAGGAGAACUUCAUAAUACUAGAAAGAAUACUGCUGCUGAUAUUCGUGCCUUUUGAUUAACUUUAUACAGCUUUUCUCACUGGUAACAUCAAAAUGGCGUUGCAAAAUAUUGGUGCUUCAAACAGCGAUGAUGCUUUCUAUAGGUAUAAGAUGCCGAAAAUGAUAACCAAGAUUGAAGGUAGGGGAAAUGGCAUCAAAACUAACGUUGUUAAUAUGGUUGACAUUGCAAAGGCCUUGGCUAGGCCUGCUUCGUACACCACAAAGUACUUUGGCAAUGAGCUUGGAGCGCAAUCCAAAUUUGAUGAGAAGACAGGAAUAUCACUUGUGAAUGGAGCUCAUGACACUGUAAAACUUGCUGGGCUACUUGAGAACUUCAUCAAGAAAUAUGUUCAGUGCUACAGUUGUGGGAACCCUGAAACUGAGAUAAUUAUUACAAAGACACAGAUGAUCAUCCUGAAGUGUGCUGCUUGCGGUUAUCUGUCUGAUGUGGAUAUGAGGGACAAGCUUACAACAUUUAUUCUCAAGUGCCCACCUGAACCGAAAAAGGGUUCCAAAGACAAGAAGGCUAUGAGGAGGGCUGAGAAGGAGCGGCUCAAAGAGGGUGAAGCUGCUGAUGAAGAGCAGAAGAAGCAUAUUAAGAAGGAAACAACAAAGAAGAAAGCCCCCUCUAGCUCCAAGGAUAAUGCAAAAAGUACUUCAUCUAAGAAGAAAGGCAAUGGUUCAGAUGAGGAUCACUCCCCGACUCGCAGCGUGCCUGAUGAUAUUGAACAUGCAAUUGCUGAAGAUGAAGACGACGAUGAUGAUGAUGUCCAGUGGCAAACAGAUACUUCACUGGAGGCAGCUAAACUACGUAUCCAGGAGCAGCUGAGUAACGUUACUGCAGAUAUGGUAAUGUUGUCUACCGAUGAAGAAAAGGCAAAGUCGGCAAAGAAGUCUCCAGAACGCGAAGUUAAGGUUCAUGAGAAUGGCGGCUCUAAGGGUAAUGGAGUUGAAGAAAGGCUUAUUCAUGAAAUAAAGGCGUAUCUGAAAAAGGGUUCUGCACCAAGCCAGCUGAAAUCAUUCUUGAGUUCGUUAUCUGGGACAUCUCAGGAGGUGACAGAUGCUUUAUUUGCUGCCCUGUUCGAGGGUGUUGAGAAAGGGUUUCUGAAAGAGGCUACCAAGAAGAAGAACUACCUUGCAGCAGCCACCACUGAAGAGGAAGGUUCGCAGAUCAAUAUGCUUCAUGCCAUUGAGUCUUUCUUUGGUAAGCUUGGCCCUGAGGGAACUAAAGAAGUAGCAUUGGUCCUGAAGGUGUUGUAUGACAAUGAUGUUCUGGAAGAGGAACGGAUCCUGGGGUGGUACCAGAAAGGUGCUAAUGGCAGUAAUAAAAACUGCGGGGUUUGGAAGCAUGUUAAGCCUUUUGUUGAGUGGUUGGAGAAUGCAGAGUCUGAAUCUGAAGAAGAGUGAACGUUGCUUUGAGAGCCUUCACAGUAUAACUAGUAUUUCCUUUGCUUGAAUAAAGUUUCUUAUCAUUAUUAUGUUUUGUUUGUGUUGGUGCAACUUUAUGCACUCACUGUGUUGCUUGAUGGAUUAUUUUGUUUUGGUGUGUGUUUUUAAA